This is a messenger RNA of Tupaia belangeri chinensis (Chinese tree shrew), 1482 nucleotides long. It is a transcript of the gene ATP9B, whose product is annotated as ATPase phospholipid transporting 9B. NCBI's taxonomy places the organism in Eukaryota, Metazoa, Chordata, Mammalia, Scandentia, Tupaiidae. Gene Ontology annotation, cellular component: endosome; plasma membrane; trans-Golgi network. Gene Ontology annotation, biological process: endocytosis; retrograde vesicle-mediated transport, Golgi to endoplasmic reticulum; phospholipid translocation. The record is from RefSeq and is a predicted model, not a curated record. Gene Ontology annotation, molecular function: magnesium ion binding; ATPase-coupled intramembrane lipid carrier activity; ATP hydrolysis activity.
AUAUGGAUGCUGACUGGUGACAAGCUUGAGACGGCCACCUGCAUCGCCAAAAGUUCACACCUGGUGUCCAGGACGCAGGACAUUCACGUGUUCAGACCAGUGACCAGCCGGGGGGAGGCCCACCUGGAGCUGAACGCGUUCCGGAGGAAGCACGACUGUGCCCUGGUCAUAUCCGGGGACUCCUUAGAGGUCUGUCUCAAGUACUACGAGCAUGAGCUGGUGGAGCUGGCCUGCCAGUGCCCGGCCGUGGUGUGCUGCCGCUGCUCGCCCACACAGAAGGCCCGCAUCGUGACGCUGCUGCAGCAGCACACGGGGAAGCGCACGUGUGCCAUCGGGGAUGGCGGGAACGACGUGAGCAUGAUUCAGGCCGCAGACUGUGGGGUGGGCAUCGAAGGAAAGGAGGGGAGACAGGCCUCCCUGGCGGCCGACUUCUCCAUCACGCAGUUCCGGCACGUCGGCAGGCUGCUCGUGGUGCACGGGCGCAACAGCUACAAGCGGUCUGCGGCGCUCGGCCAGUUCGUCAUGCACAGGGGCCUGGUCAUCUCCACCAUGCAGGCUGUGUUUUCCUCGGUCUUCUACUUCGCCUCCGUCCCCCUGUACCAGGGCUUCCUCAUGGUGGGGUACGCGACGCUGUACACCAUGUUCCCGGUGUUCUCCUUGGUGCUGGACCAGGACGUGCGGCCGGAAGUGGCGAUGCUCUACCCGGAGCUGUACAAGGACCUCACCAAGGGCAGAUCCUUGUCCUUUAAGACCUUCCUCAUCUGGGUCCUGAUCAGCAUUUACCAAGGUGGCGUGCUUAUGUUCGGAGCGCUGGUGCUGUUCGAGUCGGAGUUUGUGCACGUCGUGGCCAUCUCGUUCACGGCCCUCAUCCUCACUGAGCUGCUGAUGGUGGCCCUGACGGUCCGCACAUGGCACUGGCUGAUGGUCGUGGCGGAGCUCCUCAGCCUGGGCUGCUACGUGGCCUCGCUGGCUUUUCUCAAUGGGUACUUUGACGUGGCCUUCAUCACCACCGGGACGUUCCUGUGGAAGGUGUCGGCCAUCACGGUGCUCAGCUGCCUCCCGCUCUACGUGCUGAAGCGCCUGAAGCGCAAGCUGUCCCCGCCCAGCUACUCCAAGCUGGCCUCCUGAGGGCCCAGCCUCCGGGGCAGGGCUCCACACAGAAGGGAGGGGGGGGGGGCUGCAGCGUGCUGAGGGCAGGGGGCAGGGCCAGGGAGGCCUCACAGUGGGGUCAGCAACACAGCCUGAGCCCCGCUCCCUGCUUUCUUCUGUCUCCCAAGAUGUCACCUCCUCCUGGAAGCCUCUGGGUCCUCGGGAGCAAGCCCCAGUAUUUCACGAUUGCUGUAAAGGACCCCCUUGCUCUGGGGUCCUGAUAGUGGAGACGGAAGUUUACUCUGUGCCACCGCUGACCCUCCCUGCCCCCUGAUGUCACAGCGUGAAAGCCGUGCCUGUCACAAUAAAACAACCUGUCGGUGUGGUGCCCGA